AUGUCAUUCGGUACCAAUCAUUUUAUGCGCUUAUAUCGCUUUAGUAAUAAUGCAUUUGUGCGUUUAUGACGUUUACGUCAUACAGUAAGUGACUAACAAGCCUCAAAGAAAUAUUAGAAAAAUUCGGCCACGGUGCAAAAAUAAUCUUAAGAACAUUGGUGUAAUGAUUUCAUUAAGAAAUAAACUUUAAUCACUCUAAGGAUGGAACAUACAAAACAAAUACUUCAUAUAUUUCUUAUCUUCUCAGUAUUGCAUUGUACAAUAUCAGCUUAUCUUGAAGAUGCAUUUACUCAGGAGACUGACGAGCCUUCCAAAAUUGCUUGGCUCUUUUUCAAUAAUGCUGUUACAGCUAAGUGGACUCAAAGAAAUUUGUUAGAAUUUAGAAGAGAACCCAAGAUUGAAGGUUUACUGAUGAUCACAAAUGACAAGUGUCGUGACAAGUUAAAUCAUCUCUGUGGAGAUAUAAGCAGGAAUAAUGAUGAACUUGUACUACUUGAAUGUAUUCAAACCUUCAAGCCUACUGAGAUAUCUGGAAUUGAUCAGAAGUGUCAAGAAGCAAUUUGGAGCUAUAUCCAGAAUAUUACAGACAAUGUACAUAUAGAGAGAUUAGCUAGGAAAGCGUGCGGCAAACAGUUGGAUAAUUUACAAUGUUCCAGUUCUGAUUAUACCCAUGGAGCUUACUUAUCUUGUUUGAUUGAUAAACGAGAAAUGGUUAGAGAUCCUGAUUGUAUCACCUAUAUCCAGAGAUUGGAGUGGAUUGCUUUUAGUGAUUUCCGAAUUCUGACUCCCUUUAAGACAGACUGUGCAAAUGAUAUUAGAAAGUUCAAGUGUGAUAGUUUGCAGCCAUACAGAGACAUAUCACAAGGUCAGAUAUUAGCUUGUCUACAAGAUCAUGUUGAGCAAUUGCAACAGGAAUGUAGAAGGCAUAUUCUUCAUGUGUCUGAGAUCCAGGCUGAGAAUAUCAAGCUGGAUCGGCAACUAUAUAUGGCUUGUACUCAAGAUCGCAUUAAAUUCUGCCCUAACAUUCGACCGGGCAGUGGUCAGGUUUAUAAAUGCUUGAUGCAACAUAAAACUGAUAGAUCGAUGACCGGGCAAUGUCAAGAGCAGUUGACAAGGAGAGAGAAGCUCAUUGCUUCCGAUUACAAAAUUAGCAAAGGUCUAGUCAAAGCCUGUAAGGAAGAUAUAAGAAAUUAUCACUGCAGGCGGUCUGUAUCUGAAGAUAAAGAAAUCAAGUUGGCCCAAAUUUUGCUUUGUUUGGAGUCUGCUGUGAAGAAUGGCAGCAAGAUAGAUGGAAAUUGUCAGGCGGAAAUGUUCGAUCACAGAAAACUCUUGAUGGAGGAUUACAGAUUGUCACCGGAGAUCGUAGACGGUUGUGCGAACGACAUCACAACUUUUUGCAAUAGCCUCGAAGUCGGCGGUGCUACAAUACAUUGUUUAAUGGAGCACACAAGGACGAGAAAAAAGAAAUCGAGGGUUACACCAAAAUGCCAAAGAGCGUUGGAGGAGUUAAUCCUAGAAGCCGAUGUCGGUGAAGAUUGGAGAAUUGACCCGGUUCUAAGGGAACAAUGUCAACCUGUGGUUAAUUUGGCUUGCAGAGACGUGCAUGGUGGAGAUGCCAGAGUAAUAUCUUGUUUGAUGGAGCAAUUAGGAACGGAGAGGAUGACGGAAGCUUGUGAGACAGCUUUAGUGCAAAUACAAUAUUUUAUCGCCAGAGACUUCAAACUUGACCCACAAUUGUAUAAAGCGUGUAGAUUUGACGCUGUGCGUUUGUGUCAUGCGAGAAAUGCCUGGGCCAAUGAUGGUAAACAAAUGGACCCUGAAACAGGACCUCUCGUUCUACCGUGCUUGUACAGGCACGCAUAUCAGAAAAAUAUGACGUUGAAAGCAGAUUGUUUGGAAGAGAUUAGGAGAGUUAUGAGGCAGCGUGCUGUAAAUGUUGAUUUACAACCUGAAAUCGAAGAAGUAUGUUUCAAUGAGUUAGCUUCACUCUGUUAUGAUAAAACUGCAAAAGGAGAAGAAAUCCUCUGUCUGCAGGAUAAUUUAGACAACCUGAAUAAAAAAUGCAAGCUUGCAGUUGGAAAUUUCACAGAGGAACAAGCGGAACGUGUUGAAUUGAAUCCAAUCAUUUCUUCAGCUUGUCAACAUAUCAUGGAACGUCAUUGCGAGGAAGUAUUGAAAUAUGGAAAAGAUGAGGGAGACAUGAUGGAAUGUCUCAUUGAACACAAAAAUGAACUGGACGCACGUUCUGAUUACAAGUGUAAAGCAGCCGUGGAACAUUUCCAAUUGAUAUCCUUGAAGAAUUAUCAUUUUACAUACAAGUUCAAGGAAGCAUGUAGACCUUACGUUAAGAGAUGGUGCUCCAGAUCGAAGACGAAAGCCGAUGUGAUAGAAUGCUUAAGUUUGAUCGUGCAAGAGGACAUAAUGAAAGAGUCCCAGCAUCGGGUGCUGAAGGAUUGUAGGCAGCAACUGCGAGCGCAACUUUAUCAACAGCGGGAGAACAUACAUUUUGAUCCCGUUCUACAAACUUCUUGCGCAACGGAUAUCAAACAAUAUUGUUUCAACGUAGAACCAGGCAAUUCACAGGUACUAGAGUGCCUGGCAUCUCACAAAUCUAAAUUAUCGGAUGUGUGCCACAAACAACUAUUCAAGGUGAGAAAGCAGGAGUUCCAGGAUAGCUCCAGUGAUUUUCCUUUACUAAACACUUGUCGAGUUAUGAUCAGGCAAUAUUGCCACGAUGUGAGCAGAUCGCAAACUUUGGAUUGCCUUAAACGAUACAAAGAUGAGCUCACUUUCGACGAUAAAUGCAAGAACAUUGUAAUUCGAAGAAUGAUUGAACAGAACACGGACUAUAGAUUCAACAACGCGCUACAAAAUGCGUGUUUCUACGAUAUCGAUAAGCAUUGCAAAGAGGUAUUAGUGCAUGAGCCCCCUGAUAAGGAGCUUGAAGGAAAAGUCAUAAGAUGUUUGAAAAUCAGAUUUCGUGAAUCUAAACUGACCACUAAAUGUGAACAUCAAAUGGCUAAUAUUCUCAGAGAAGCUGCGCUAAAUUAUCAUUUAAACCCAUUAUUGGCAACAAUGUGUGCGCACGAAAUUGAAACGAUAUGUCGAUCAGAUGAGAAUGAGCCUGGUGCUGUCGAGGAAUGUCUCAAGAGGAAAUUUAAUGCCGGGAAUCGAGACAUGAAGGAAGAAUGUCGGUUGGAAGUCGCUGAUCUUAUAGAACAGACAAGGGCAGAUAUCAAUGUGGAUCCUUUGCUACAGAAAGCUUGCGCUGUGGAUGUCAGCAAGUACUGCAGUUCUGUUCCUCAAGGCGCUGGAAGACACAUAAUGUGUCUACAAAAUGCGUUGGAAGACAGCAACAAAUCUUUGCAGCCCGACUGCUAUAAAAUGUUGACUACAAGGAUGGAAAUGUUUAGAAAUGCUGCCAAGUUGAUCGCGCCAAAUACGAUUGAAGAACUUUAUACGACGGUGAAUCUCUCUCCCGCGCGACGUUAUUUCAUGAUUGUCGGUUGCACCAUGGUCGGUUUUAUUUUUAUUAUCGGUAUGUUCUGCGGCCGAGUGACUAGGCGGACGAUGAUUAUGAAGAACAAGUGACGCCGCCGGCGUCCGUCCACUAGUGAAAUGACUUUCGUGAAAUUAGUCGAGGGACAACAAAUGUAAAUUGUAUCAGGUCAACUCUGCAUGUAAUUGCGCGAAAUGCAAGUUACGACAGAUGGAGGGAGAUAUCGAUUUUUUUAUACAUUCGUUUAUGAAGUUUUUAAAGUGCCACUCUUUGUAUUUAUGAUCAAAGAUGAAAACAAGAUUUUUGAUGUUGCUGUUAUGCACAAGUGGCGUUGCAAGAUUGUAAGCGUCGGGAGAUAUUGGUAUGUAAAGGUUUUAAGAGGUAAGGAUUUAAAUAUUCAGAAAUAUUACGCUACUGCAAUAUCGUGAUCCUAAGAGAGAGAGAAAGAGAGAGAGAGAGAGAGAGAGAGAGAGAGAGAGAGAGAGAGAGAGAGAGAGAGAGAGAGAGAAUACAGGGUGUUUUGUAAAAUUUGCAACAAGCUUCGGAAAUGUCUUUACAUUUGUCGAAAGUAACGUUCUCGGAACUUGUUACAAAAGUUACGAAACAAGCUACGUUACCUAAUUAUAACUUUAUAUUCCGUAGAAUGAGAUUUAUUCGUUGUGAGGAAAGGUAGAGAAAAAUUAUAUUAACUUUGAGCAGGAUUGACUUCAGGAUCUUUUCCAAGAUAAAAAACAACGCCAAAUAUUUUUAAUCUUUUAAAAACUCGAGAGAAUGAUAUAAAAAUUGCUUAUGAUUAAUGAAAUCUAUUCGAUUGACGCAUUGGUUUUUAUCGAAAAGAUGAUUUUAAUCAGAAAAAUAAUUAGAAAUAUUUCCCGUUUUGUUUUUUUUCAUCGCGGGGCCUGGAGUCGAUCUUGAUUCGGAAGAUCGUGUGCAGAGUUGUAAGAGGGAAGUAAAAAUUGGAAGGUGGCAACCCAAUUCCCUCCUUACUGUCCCAAGGGACUUACUCAAGCUUUGCGAUGCAACGCGUGAGCGAGAACGUGUCUGACAGUUCUUUACAGAACAUUUCCCGGAGAUACCGGAGAAAUAACUGCAAUGUUCACGAGUAAAUUAUUCCUGUGGGAUAUACGUGCGAGCUGACGAUACCACUGGGACGACUCCGCAUACGGACCUCCGAGAGCGAACGCAGAGCGAAAUGCAUUUGUUGUCAAGUGUGUCUCAAUGUCUAAAUUUUCUGUACGUUUGUGAUAUAAAGGUCCAUUAAGGGAACGAAAAUAAAGUGUCUGAGAUUGAUUUCAGUCCAAAGAUACAUCGGGCACAAGUUAUCUCAGUCUUCCACUUUCAA
This is a messenger RNA of Harpegnathos saltator (Jerdon's jumping ant), 4841 nucleotides long. RefSeq names its product Golgi apparatus protein 1 (gene Glg1). Gene Ontology annotation, cellular component: Golgi membrane. Bases 202 to 3591 code for a protein of 1129 amino acids. Gene Ontology annotation, molecular function: fibroblast growth factor binding. The transcript has 15 exons. The record is from RefSeq and is a predicted model, not a curated record. NCBI's taxonomy places the organism in Eukaryota, Metazoa, Arthropoda, Insecta, Hymenoptera, Formicidae.